AUGGCCCCCGGCAACUCCUCCCGCAACUUCUCCGCGCCGGAGGCUCGGAACGGCUCAGCAGCAGAGAAGCCAGCACCAUACACCAACGUGAUCAUGCCCAGUCUCUUCAGCAUCAUCUGCUUCCUGGGCAUUGUGGGGAACCUCAUUGUCAUCUACACUAUUGUUAAGAAGAAGAAGCUGAGAUGCAAACAGACCGUGCCCGACAUUUUCAUCUUCAACCUCUCCAUUGUGGACCUCCUCUUCCUCUUGGGCAUGCCCUUCCUCAUCCACCAGCUCCUAGGCAAUGGCUCGUGGUACUUUGGAGCUCCCCUGUGCACCAUCAUCACCGCCCUGGACACAAACAGCCAGAUCACCAGCACCAACAUCCUCACAGUGAUGACACUGGAUCGUUACCUGGCGACUGUUUACCCCCUAAAAUCUACCUACAUCCGGACCCCGGGUGUGGCAGCUCUAGUUAUCUGCUUGGUGUGGCUGCUCUCCUUCCUGACCAUCAUUCCCGUGUGGAUGUACGCAGGUCUUAUGCCUCUGGAGGAUGGGACCGUCCGCUGUGCCCUCUUGCUUCCCAACCCGGAGACUGAUAUCUACUGGUUCACCCUCUAUCAGUUCAUGCUGGCAUUUGCAGUGCCCUUGGUCAUCAUCUGUGUGGUGUAUUUUAAGAUCCUCCAGCACAUGGCCACCACCGUGGUCCCACUGCCCCAGAGGAGUCUCCGGGUACGUACGAAGAAGGUGACCCGCAUGGCAGUUGCCAUCUGUUCCGCCUUUUUUAUUUGCUGGGCUCCCUUCUACAUCCUCCAGCUGGUUCACCUUGGCAUUGACACACCAUCCAUGGCCUUCUUUUAUGCCUACAACUUUGCCAUCAGCUUGGGCUACGCCAACAGUUGCCUCAACCCCUUCCUCUACAUUGCCCUCAGCGAGACCUUCAAGCGCCAGUUCUUGGUGGCCAUCCGCCCUGCAAAAGAGCCCUGUCGCAACAGCAGCUCUGCCAACAACAACAGCAUGACAGAGGCCAGUGUGUGUCUGAAACUGGCACCAGAAUCCACCCAGCAGACUCAGUUUCUGGAGGAGUUUUCCCCGCGGUCACGGCCGGUGACGGUGGCUGUUCACUAGGGCGCUCUGAAGCGCCCACAGCAGAAAGACUUCAGGUCUGUAGGUGGAUGGAGAAGCAGCAGCUUCAGGCAGCUUUUGGAGAAGCAUAUGGACUACAAAUUUCCACCUCCAA
Neopelma chrysocephalum (saffron-crested tyrant-manakin) is the source of this 1219-nucleotide messenger RNA. RefSeq names its product melanin-concentrating hormone receptor 1-like. NCBI's taxonomy places the organism in Eukaryota, Metazoa, Chordata, Aves, Passeriformes, Pipridae. Gene Ontology annotation, cellular component: neuron projection; membrane. Gene Ontology annotation, biological process: neuropeptide signaling pathway. Gene Ontology annotation, molecular function: melanin-concentrating hormone receptor activity; neuropeptide binding. The coding region runs from base 1 to 1107 and encodes 368 amino acids. The record is from RefSeq and is a predicted model, not a curated record. The transcript has 2 exons.